CCUGUCCUCAUUGUGUCCAGCAGACAGGCGAGAGUCUCAGAGAGCGACAGAGGAAGAGGCAGACACACAAGAGACACAAGUUGAAGUUGAAGUCGAGCAUUAUGGCGCUGAGGGACGAGCUUUUAAAGUCGAUAUGGCACGCGUUUACAGCUCUGGACGUGGACAAGAGCGGGAAAGUCUCCAAAUCUCAGCUGAAGGUGCUGUCCCAUAACUUAUGUACAGUGAUGAAGAUCCCACAUGACCCUGUGGCACUGGAGGAGCACUUUAAAGACGAUGAUGAGGGUCCUGUCUCCAACCAGGGAUAUAUGCCAUACCUGAACAAGUUCAUCCUGGAUAAGGUGACAGAUAACUUUGACCGUCAGGAAUUCAACAAAAUGUGCUGGCUGUUGUGCUCCAGGAAAAAUCUGGAUCAAAAUCAGUUAUUCAUCUCGAGUGAUGAUGCCUUCAAGAUCUGGUGCAUCUUUAACUUCCUCUCUGAGGACAGAUACCCGCUGACAAUUGUCACUGAGGAGAUUGAGUACUUCCUGCGUAAGCUGACGGAGGCGAUGGGGGGCAGCUGGGUGGAGGAGCGUUUUGAGGACUACAAAUUGCAACUGAACUCAAAGCAGCAGAGUUUGAAUGCCUGGGAGCUCAUCGUCCUGGUGGGGUCAGGUCACUUCAGCAAAGGCAUGGACCGCCAAACACUCUCAAUGGGCAUCAGUGAGGUCUACCAGGAGCUCAUCCUGGAUGUACUCAAACAGGGCUACAUGAUGAAGAAAGGUCACAAGAGGAAGAACUGGACGGAGCGUUGGUUCAUGCUGAAGCCAAACUCCAUCUCCUACUAUGUUGGUGAAGACCUUGCUGAACAGAAAGGAGACAUCUUUCUGGAUGGAAACUGCAGUGUGGAGCCUCUGCAAGAUAAAGAAGGAAAGAAAUGUCUCUUCCUCAUCAGGUCGUCACAGAAAAUGUUUGAAAUCAGUGCGUCAGACAAGAAGAAGAAGCAGGAGUGGAUCCAGGCAAUUCAGACCUGUGUGAGCCUCCUCCGCCAGGGCCGGCCGGCACCACACCGCGAGGCUCGACAAAAACGACGGGAACUGCGACUGAAGCAGCAGGCUGAACAGGAAGAGCUAGAGCUGAGGAUGAGCGAACUGCAGACGGCCAAUGAAGCUAAACAGCUCGAACUGGAGAAGAUGAGGAAGGCUCUGGAGGAGGCGGCAGCCAACGCAGCAGAAGAAGAACGAAGGCGUCUUCAGACCCAAACUGAACUUCAGGACCGCUACAGGAUGGACCUGGAGAGAGAGAAAAUGGUACGGCAGCAGAUGGAGGAGCAGGUGGCCCAGAAGUCCACUGAGCUGGAGCAGUACCUGCAGCGGGUUCGGGAGCUGGAGCACAUGUACGGUCAACUGGAGGACGCUCUGGAAGAUGAGAGGCGUGCCAGACAGGACGAGGAGGCCGUCCGGAGGCUGCAGGCACGGUUACUGGAGGAGGAGGCCACAAAGAGGGCAGAGCUGGAAAAGAUCCACCUGCGGCAGCAGCGGGCCAUCUCAGAGACCGAGGCAGAGAAACAGGAGCUGGAGAAGGAACGCCUGGCCAAGGAGAGUGCUCUGCAGGCAGCCAUGACACAGCUGGAACAGCUGGAGCAAGAGAGGCAGGGGGCGCUGGAGCAAUACCAGACGGUGAUGAAGAAGCUGGAAGACGCAGCCAACAACACAAAGUCCUGGAAGCACAAGGUGGCUGAACACGAGGGCUUGUUAAAGCUCAUCCAACCAGGUUCCAAAGGACAGCAGAUGAUCACCAACUGGGGCCCAGCAGCCUUUUCUGAUGCAGAGCUCAGUCUGAGGCAGAAGAAAUGGCAGGAGAUGAAGAACCACCCGACCCAGGCCCAGUAGAGAGCCCUCUAAGACCAGAACCGUAAACAUGUCAACAACUCAGAAGAGGUGACGAGAGGGCAGCUGAUAUAUACUGGCUGAUAACUGGAUUUUACUGCAUUUUAUAUUAAGGGAGCAUGAAGUAACCAUUGUCCCUUUGGUGUUGUUCAGUAGGAAUCAGCUCCGAUUGAACGGUUUUAUUUUUGAAGUUUUUGUAGGCUAUGAUAGAUAAAAGGAGCAGAACAGAGACUCACAUUUUUGCAUUAGGAGUUCACUAAUACAAGAAGGGAUCCAGUAAAUAUAUUACAAAUGAAGAAGUGAUAAUACCAGGAAAAAGCUUAAAAUGCUGAAUAAUAAUAGCUCUGUUGUUAAACUGUGUCACCCCUUGUUGUUAAAUGUACUGAUUGCUGUUUCAGUCGAUUGUGUAGUGUGUUUAAAGUCCAAUGAGGAGGGAGAAUGUUUUCUUCCACUUUAUUUUAUCUGUGAAAUGCACUACUGCUGACCGGAGUCUGAGCACUCCAACGCAAAUCACUUGAGCAUGUUUUUGGUUCAGGCUGUUGUAAAGUUAAAAAAUGGUGGUUUUCACAUCUACUACUCUUUCCUGUGACUUUUCUCUCUUAACUGUUUGGGACCAUUUUACAUGAGAAUAUAAGAGGUGUCUGUACAUAUUGUAACAGUGGUUUGUGUUUUCUGUACUAAAGCUGAGCUGCGUAAAGGCUCCAUCAGUAGCACCUGAGGAUGACAUAUUUAAAGUAAAGUCAAUGAUGUUUAGCAUAUUUGUUGUUGUCUUCUAAAACCAAGCUGAGUUGAAAACCAUGUAUGAUUCACUAAAUGUUCCAUCUUUGUUCUCUGGUGUGUCUGACAGGUUUGUAUCUGUCUGUAGAACAGCCUCAAAGACAUUUCCUGUUUCUAACAGUGUCACAGAUCAGGCAUUUGGCCAAAGUCUCAGUACUGUGUUGUCGUGCUGUAACUAGGACGGGCCACUGACAGAUAAAUGUUUAAAUUCACCACUGACUCAACAGUAAAUCAUUAUUUUGUGUCUGAAAUCUGCCAGCUAACUUCCCACCCUAUAACCAUGAGUGCCUUUGAUAGUCAUGAGUAAACAUUUUAAGUUUAUAUAUAUAUAUAUAUAUAUAUAUGUAAAAAGCUCAAGACUGAACUAUGUAAUAAACAUGAAUGAAUAACCAGCCCACUGUAUUUUGUCUCAGACUGAGCAUAUACCAGGUUGUUGAUGAUGUUGUCUUAACCUCGUGUGUCCACCAGAUGGCGCUAACGUGUCACAUACGCAGCAUCCCUGCAAUCCAUGGUCAAUAGUACAGUAUUUCUGAGUCAUGGGGACACUGUCAAACUGUAGUAAAUGUGUGUGUGCAGAUCAUCUGGGGACAAAAGAUAAAUGCUGACUUCAUUUCCAUGACUUCACUGCCUCAACCUUCUAGUUUCCAAAAUAAAGCCGGUCACAGUC
Larimichthys crocea (large yellow croaker) is the source of this 3309-nucleotide messenger RNA. It is a transcript of the gene swap70b, whose product is annotated as switching B cell complex subunit SWAP70b. Bases 102 to 1868 code for a protein of 588 amino acids. Gene Ontology annotation, molecular function: calcium ion binding. NCBI's taxonomy places the organism in Eukaryota, Metazoa, Chordata, Actinopteri, Sciaenidae. The transcript has 12 exons. Gene Ontology annotation, cellular component: cytoplasm; nucleus. The record is from RefSeq and is a predicted model, not a curated record.